AUGGCACCGCCCACGGGCUUGUUUGGUUGGUUCAGUAGCCUCCUGGACUGGCUCCGUUCUCUCUUCUUCAAAAGGGAGAUGGAGCUCAGCUUGGUUGGCCUGAACAAGGGCGGGAAAACUACAUUUGUCUCAGUGCUGACCACGGGUCAGUAUACGGAGGAUAUGAUUCCCACGGUUGGCUUCAACAUGCGCAAGAUGACAAAAGGCGGCGUUACGAUAAAGAUGUGGGACUUGGGCGGUCAGCAGCGGUUUCGGAGCCUGUGGGAGCGGUACUGUCGAGGGGUGCAGGCCAUCGUGUUCGUGGUUGACGCGGCGGAUGCGGACUCAGUGCCAAUGGCAGCCAGGGAGCUCCACGCGCUCCUGGAGAGACCCAGUUUGAAGGGUAUUCCGUUGUUGGUCCUGGGCAACAAGAACGACCUGCCUGGUGCGCUCGGUGUGGAGCAACUCAAGGAGAUGAUGAACCUGAAGGCGCUCACCGAUCGGGAGGUUUGUGUCUACAGCAUCAGCUGCAAGCGACAAAGUAACAUCGACGUCACACUGGAUUGGCUCACCCGACAUGCCAAGGCUUAA
This is a messenger RNA of Volvox carteri f. nagariensis, 570 nucleotides long. RefSeq names its product small Arf-related GTPase (gene arf5). The transcript is spliced from 5 exons. The coding region runs from base 1 to 570 and encodes 189 amino acids. NCBI's taxonomy places the organism in Eukaryota, Viridiplantae, Chlorophyta, Chlorophyceae, Chlamydomonadales, Volvocaceae. Gene Ontology annotation, molecular function: GTP binding; GTPase activity. Gene Ontology annotation, biological process: protein transport. The record is from RefSeq and is a predicted model, not a curated record.